This is a messenger RNA of Naegleria lovaniensis, 3333 nucleotides long. RefSeq lists its product as uncharacterized. Gene Ontology annotation, biological process: retrograde transport, endosome to Golgi; endocytic recycling. The coding region runs from base 1 to 3333 and encodes 1110 amino acids. Gene Ontology annotation, cellular component: EARP complex. NCBI's taxonomy places the organism in Eukaryota, Heterolobosea, Eutetramitea, Acrasida, Naegleriidae. The transcript has 6 exons. The record is from RefSeq and is a predicted model, not a curated record. Gene Ontology annotation, molecular function: SNARE binding.
AUGAGCAAUCGCAGGGAGAGUCUGCGAAACACACCUCAAGGAUCGGCAGCAUCGCCAAGAGGGUCGUCCAAUUUAUCAACAGGUUCAUCAUCAUCAUCAUCACGAUAUAACGAACCCGAAACAGAGGAAGAUAUUUUAAAUUCCGUUUCUAAAAUUUAUUUUCAAGAUGUACAGGGUAGUAAUGAAAUGACAACACCUACCAAAGGUGGCUCAUCAGCAGCAAUGAAUAAUGGCAUUGAUCUUGUGGAAUUUGUACUUACCCAGCCUACUCUGGAUUUGAGUGAUGAAGCCUCCAUACUUACGGAGUUAAACAAGCAGGAAAAGGUUUUGGGUGUCGUCAAUCAUAGACUCGGUAAAACUGUGAUGAACAAUUACAACUCGUUUGUGGAAGGAAUGACCAACGUGCAAGAAGUUGGAGCCGAUCUCAAUAUGACAUCGUUGAUGUGCAAGAAUGGUCGGAAACGAUUAAAGAAGGCUCACGAGAAUCUCGUUCAUGGAGGUUUGAUGAUUGUUGCAUUAUAUCGAAAGAAAAAAAGUUUAAAGACUUUAGAAUACUACUUGGGUAGAAUCAAAGAAAUAGUUGACAAGGACAAGGAAAUGAAUCAAUUGUUGGAAGAAGGAAAUUUCCCAAAUGCUAUUGCACUCAUGUUGGAUCAUCGACAAUCUGUUGUCAGUAUGAACCAAUUUUCUUGUGUACAACAAUUAGAUAGAAAUAUUAAGAACGUAUAUCAAAGAAUGGAGCAAAAGAUGAAGGAAUCUUUAUUAUCUGUUUGUGCUCAAUUUGAUCCAAUCGCCUAUGAAAGAAUUCUAAUAGCUUCUAAAGAAUUAUCAUCAGGAGAGAUCAGUGUCGAUAUUAAGAAGAACUACAAUGACGCUGUGGAGCAACUGUUGCGAGAAGUCGUCUUGUCAUUUGCUAUGCAAAGCCCCAAGGCCCAAAAUAUUGAAAGCAUUGUCAAAAUGGAUUACGCAAAUCUAUGUAAAAAAAUUCACUUCGAUCAUGUACUCGCUUCGUUAUUGAGAGCAUUGAGUACAGUCAGCGAUAUUAUGUACAAUUAUUAUCAAAUGUAUUGCUGGCAUUUACAAAAGGAAAAGGACAAGGAUGAAACACUGAAAUCAUAUGAUUUCUCUAUUACCAAAACAAACUUAAAUCAAUUCAGAAAGACGCUUUGGGAUAAUAUUCAAAAAAAGAUUUCUAUAUUUUUGAGCGCUUGCGACUUGUCACACUUUAAAAUUGACAAAUUCCUUCAAGUUUUCCACUCUAUUAAUAUGAUUUGCCAUCUUGGAGAGGAAUUUAGUGAGAGUGACUCAUACCAUUUGAAGGGAGCUCUUAAAACAAAAAGUAGAUCAUAUUUUGUGCACUAUCAUAAGGACAUUUUAGAGAAUAUCAAGACCAUGGUUGAAAAUGAAAAUUGGCAACAACUAGAAUCUGUUAGCUUUAGUGUAAAUGACAUCCCCGAAUUCAGGACCAAGUCAAACAGUGCACUUGACAGCAUUGAAAAUAUUUAUGAAGAAUAUUCAAAGAAAGUUCGAGGUUUCUUAAAGUCUAAUGACAGAGAUAGCAAUCCUUUCAAGCUAGCUUUCGAAAAAGGUUCCUUCCUAUUAACAGUCAAUGCUGAAGAGGAAGAAGAACCUGUUGACGACGAGUCCUCCGAAUCAUCCGAGUCAUCCGAAGACGAAGAUGAUGAUUUUAUUAAAAAGAAAGAGACCAAACCAAAGAAGAAAAAGAAGGAUGUGGAGGUCUAUACUAACAUUUCUAUGACUAUGUUGCGAAGAAUCGGUGUUUACAUUCAAGCCAUGGAGAUCAUUCAACCUAUUGGUCUUGACAUAUUCUUUGCUUUUACCACUCUCUACAAAUUUUAUUUAUACACAGUAUAUACACUGUUUGCUAACAUUUCUUCAAAUACAGUGAGUUCCACAACGAUCAACUUGGAAGAAGCCUUUACAUAUCCAGAAAAUGACACCAAAGUAUCUGAAGCGUUACAAAAAACUUUCAAGACAAUUAGAGAAGAGCUGAACAGGUGUGUGAAAGAAGCUACUAACGGUGAGGUCACUUUCUUCAAAAUACCGCAGGUCUCUCAGAUGAUUAACAUCAAGCAACCACCAUUUUUUGGACUUUACGAAAGAGCAAUUGCUGCCGAAAGUUUAACGCAUCUUUUUAACGCUAUUGAAAAGAUUACAGAAAAAAGAAUGAUGGAGUUAAUACCAAAGAAAUCCAGAGCGUAUGUGACGCAGUUCUUGAAAUCGAUGAAGGCAGCAACAGAAGAAGUUCAGGAAUGCAUUUACGGAAGAACUGUCAAAUAUUUACUGUUCGACUUCCCCUACAUGGAAAAGUAUCCUGACAAGAUUGCAAACUGCAAAUAUCAAAUUCAAGUUCUAGGUGACCAAUGUAACAAAUUUGUUUUCGAAUUGAGAGAUGAUAUCAAGAAGUUUUUCUCCAUCAAAUUACAAACCAUGGAUGAUCGAUUACCGGAACAUUCUAUUCAUGCUCUUUGGGACGUAGCAAUUAAGUAUGUCGUAGAUUUACUGGUAGAGGGUUUCGCAAGAGUCAAGAAGUGUAAUAAUGAAGGCAGAGUAUUAAUGCAAUUAGAUUUGCAAACAUUGACGACCGAAUUACAGAAAAUGGUGCCUGCAUCUUUGAUUGAAGAAAACAAGGGUUAUGUUCCUCAUGUAGCUGUUGCUCGAAGCUACAUCUCAGCGUAUUAUGAACAAAGCGAAUCAGAUCUGUUGGAAUGGGUCAAGAAAAAUGUCCACAACUUUACAAUUAAGCAAUUGGUAGCGAUUGCUAACAAUGGCAUUGGUGUCAACAUGAAAAAGAAUGAUCUCAAACAAUUGACUUCACAAAUAGAACAACUUGCCACAUCACUGAAAAUGCAGAAGGAGCAUAAUGAACUUAUUGAAAAUUCAAGCGAUGAGAGUUUAAUGAAUAAUUUCUCGAAUGGAACUGGAACGAGUGAUCCAGUUACAUCUAUUGGAAGCGCAAUUCCUGCCAUUCAUAAGGAGGAACAAAGUACAAUAUCCAUGAUCAGAUCCGGAUCAUUUGCAUCCACAAAAGAACUUCUUUCGUCUCUCACUAGAAGCACCAGCUCUACCACCAUUUCCAAAGACUCAACAGCAUCCAGAACCAGUACUGAUACUUUACACAAUCCAAUUAACAUUUCCUUAACAAACUCUCCUUCCACAUCCAGAACAAGCAUUGAUGCUGCUUCACGUCCAAGUUUGGACAAGCCAAAGGACACCCUCGCUUCAACAACUGAUAAGAUGAAAACUUUUUUUCAAGGUGGUAUGAACUACUUGAAACGAAAUCCAACAAACACUCCCCCAAAUAAUAAAUAA